UCGAACAACUUCGCGACGGUCCACAGUGGCAGCCCGGAAGCGCGAGGUGGUGGAGUUGUAUUUUUUUCAUCGUUAGAUUUUGUCGUAUCAAUAUCGUGGAAAGUCGUGCAUCUAAAUGUAAACGCAAGAUACGUAAAACGCACUUGAGGGAUUCUCUCGCAGCGUCGUACUCUAGGACAAGAUGUCGACGUCAGCAAUAUACAUUUUGGACGUAAAGGGCAAGGUGUUGAUCUCGCGGAACUAUCGCGGCGACAUCGAGACCGGUGUCAUAGAAAAAUUCAUGCCACUAGUGAUGGAACGUGAAGAGGAGGGCAAUCUUACUCCUAUUAUUCAGACACCGGAAUGUACAUACGCUUAUAUAAAAUAUAACAAUUUGUAUAUCGUGUCUACUACUAAGAAAAAUGCGAACAUAUCCCUAGUAUUUGUAUUCCUGCACAAGGUAGUACAUGUCAUGCAAGAGUAUUUCAAAGAGUUGGAGGAGGAGAGUAUAAGAGACAACUUUGUUGUCAUUUAUGAGCUCCUUGAUGAGCUAUUGGACUUUGGCUAUCCUCAAACUACCGAUAGCAAGAUUCUGCAAGAAUAUAUAACUCAAGAGGGCCACAAAUUGGAGAUUCAACCUAGGAUUCCAAUGGCUGUGACCAAUGCUGUUUCGUGGCGAUCAGAGGGCAUUAAGUAUCGCAAGAAUGAAGUUUUUCUCGACGUAAUAGAAUCGGUAAAUCUACUUGCGAAUGCCAACGGGAAUGUCUUGAGUUCGGAGAUUGUAGGUGCAAUAAAGAUGAGAGUCUACUUAUCGGGAAUGCCAGAAUUGAGAUUAGGCUUGAACGAUAAGGUCUUGUUCGAGUCGACAGGUCGCGGCAAGUCCAAAUCUGUAGAACUGGAGGAUGUCAAGUUCCAUCAGUGCGUAAGACUUUCUCGUUUCGAGAACGAUCGCACCAUCUCGUUUAUUCCGCCGGACGGCGAGUUCGAGCUGAUGUCAUAUAGAUUAAAUACACAUGUGAAACCACUGAUUUGGAUCGAAUCCGUGAUCGAGCGGCACGCUCACAGCCGAGUGGAGUACAUGAUAAAAGCGAGGUCGCAGUUCAAGCGUCGUUCCACGGCGAACAACGUGGAAAUCGUGAUCCCGGUGCCGAACGACGCCGAUUCGCCCAAGUUCAAAACUACAAUUGGCAGCGUUAAGUAUUCGCCAGAACAGAGCGCCAUCACUUGGAUCAUCAAAUCCUUCCCUGGCGGCAAAGAAUAUCUAAUGAGAGCACAUUUCGGGUUGCCGUCGGUAGUCGGCGAAGACGUCGAAGGCAAACCGCCCAUACAAGUCAAGUUCGAGAUACCAUACUUCACUACGUCCGGCAUUCAGGUGCGAUAUUUGAAGAUCAUUGAGAAGAGCGGCUAUCAAGCCCUGCCAUGGGUGCGUUACAUCACGCAGAACGGGGAUUACCAGCUGCGGACGAAUUAACUACUCGACACCGGGGCCGAUGAAUAUCUCAGAAUCUCGGGCCUCUUUGUUAUGCCCGAAUACGACGACUAGAAGCGACUAGAGCGUCCGAGAGAAACCGGGAUUGGUAAUCGUUUAUCUUAUCACUUUUGAUUCGAAUACAAAGCAAUGGCCAGUGAGAAAACGCGCGGAACGCGACAUAGAAAACGAAUCGAAUUUUCGAAUAUCGAUUCCGGCUUUUUAGGAAGAUUUAUAUUAACAUUCCUCUGAACGGACUAACGUUUCGAAAGAUCCUUUAAAAAUAUUUUACAUUUGAAAUACAACCGUGUUUUAAAGAGUACUUAAUUCAAAUGAGAUUUUAUUCGACGUCGCGACUUUUAUAUAUAUAUAUGUCAAUUUAUUUUUUUUAAACAUGAUGAUAAUGGCACAUCUAAUAAAAUACAAUCUUGCAAUAAGAUCAUGUAAAUAAAUAAAUCGAUAAUUCAUUUUGUAAUAUUUUCCUUCGACAAGGCGAAUUCGUGAAAGUGCGGAGGCUCGAUAUUGAUUUAAACUAAAUAGUAUUAUACCAAUAAAAACUGUCAUGUUUAAUAAUUGUAAUAUUACCGAUAUAUGUCGUUACGACAUUAGUGUAAGAGAGAUAGCAUGAAAAAUGUAUUAAAUUUUUAAGAGAAAUGA
Molecule: messenger RNA, 2104 nt
Organism: Pogonomyrmex barbatus (red harvester ant)
Lineage: Eukaryota; Metazoa; Arthropoda; Insecta; Hymenoptera; Formicidae
Gene: AP-1mu
Product: adaptor protein complex 1, mu subunit
Biological process (GO): intracellular protein transport; vesicle-mediated transport
Cellular component (GO): clathrin adaptor complex
Source: RefSeq, a predicted model, not a curated record